AUGAUUGGCUGGAGAAGUUCUGCGUUUUUGUAAUUCCUCUAAAAUCCAAUGCCCGGCUCUUAUUGGUGGCUGAACUCGUUGCAUCACGACGAUCAUGACGCGAGGCGUCUUCCUGCUUCCUUUAUUCGCGUCUUCAAGUGCAUCUUGGUGGAUGCGAGCGCGACAAAAGCCUGCGGUCCCGCUGGUGGUCGCCGAGACGGACAAUUUCCAGGUAGAGAAGAGGAGCGGCGCACAAGAGCUCACUCGCUCAAACACACACUCUCUCUCUCUCUCUCUCUCUCUCUCUCUCUCUCUCUCUCUCGAAACUACACCGUUCUUCCAGGCUUGGGAAGCAGUCCUAUCAAUCUUCAGUUUCACUCCUCCAAAGAAGCUCGGACCUUUCAGAUCUUCGUGGCGUCGUAGUUCUCAAGCUGUGUCCAGCUGGCAGGCUUUUCAAAUGGCGUAACAACAUUUCCAGUGAUGCCGGACCAUGACAACGCGUCCCUUUUAAUUAGACAAACUAAGAGAAGAAGAGUUGACAUUGGAGUGAAAAGGACUGCAGGUACUGUGUCUGUAGAUUUAGCGCAUAUAAAAGCAAGCAAUUUUAGUGCCAUGAAUCCCCACGGAGCUGAGCAGGAUGUCAACCGUUCAGUGGUGCAGCACACAGACAGCGAGAAGUCCAACGUGCUUCACAAGUUGCUGAAGCGUGCCAGCUCUUAUGAAGACACCUUGGUGUCCUUUCCUGGAGCGACCAUCAUCUCGCAGCUGCUGAAAAACAAUUUGACCAAAAACGGGGCAAACGAACCAGACUUUCAGAGCAAUGGCCUCUCCAGGUCGGGGUCCGAGAUCCACCAGGAGGACGCCUGCAGCACAUCGUCCCGGGGCAGUCCUCAGGAGUGUCUGUCCCCUUUCAGCAGGCCUUCCAUGGCACAAUUCGACAUCGAUCGGUUGACGGAUGAGCAUCUGAGAGCUAAGCGUGCCAGAGUGGAGAAUAUAAUCCGCGGGAUGAGCCACUCUCCGAAUGUCACACACCGUUUAGGUGAGGCCGAACGUGACGGGGCGCCCCAACCCCUAAGCCCUCGAGAGAGUUACAGGGAAAACAAACGCAAGCAGAAACUUCCCCAGCAGCAACAGAGUUUCCAGCAACUCAUUUCGGCUCGCAAAGAGCAAAAGCACGAGGAGCGUCGGCAUCUCAAGCUUCAGCUCGAGGACAUGCAGAAACAGCUCCGUCAGCUCCAAGAGAAGUUCUAUCAGAUCUAUGAUAGCACUGACUCCGAGAAUGACGAAGACGGAAACCUCUCGGAGGACAGCCUGCAUUCCGAUGGACUGGACAAUCAUAUCUCUGACUCGGUUACAAACCGCUCCGAAAAUGAGAUGUCUGACCUGGAUCCGGGACAUUUCUUGGACCAGGCCCAGGCCAUUAUUUGUGAGCAGACCAUAAUGACCGAUGGGGAGAAACCUAAACGGGAUGGCUCUCGAAGCAAAGGUCACAAGGCAAUGUCCAUGCACGCAGAAGGGAAACAACUAGCCGAAACACUGAAACAGGAACUAAACACUGCAAUGACCCAAGUGGUCGACACAGUGGUAAAGGUCUUUGUAAAAACUCCAUAUCCACUUCCUCAGGGCUUCCCGACCAUCCAGACACCCCCUGACCGAUUUGUGGUGAAUCGCGAGAAUCCGAACUUUCAUGCCACGAACCAGCGUUUACAGUGUUUCAGUGACGUCAUCAUUCCUAAUCCACUCAACUCGUUUAGCAAUAUGCGAGUCCCCAGCUCAAAUGACCAAACCGAAGCCCUGCCGCUAGUGGUUAAAAAGAACUCCACAGACCAGCCUGGAUCUCUACCCACACCCUCAAACCACCACCCCGGUCUUCACUCAUCACCAUUAUCGUCUACCAUGGCGUUUAGUCCUCCAUCCUUCCGACAUCCUUUUCCCCUUCAUAUUAUGGGUUAUCCUUUUCAAAGCCCCCUAGGUGCCCCGAGUGGGCCUUAUCCAAGCAAAGACAGGUCUUCUCCUGAGUCUAUGGACCUGUCUAGAGAAACCACUAGCCUACGGACCAAGAUGUCAUCCAGUCACCUCAGCCUCCAUCGUCCAAUCUCACCAAUGCACCCAGGAAACCCUGAAGGCCUUUCGAUAUCUCUCAUCAAAUCAGAAUGUGGGGACCUCCAAGACUUGUCUGAUAUCUCUCCAUAUUCAGGAAGUCAAAUCCAAGAAGGCUUAUCUCCGAACCACUUGAAGAAGGCCAAGCUGAUGUUCUUCUACACACGCUAUCCCAGCUCCAACAUGCUGAAAAUGUUCUUCUCCGAUGUGAAGUUUAACCGCUGCAUCACGUCCCAGCUGAUCAAAUGGUUCAGCAACUUCCGUGAAUUCUACUACAUCCAGAUGGAGAAGUUUGCUCGGCAGGCCAUAAACGAUGGCGUGACGGGCACGGAGGAACUAACGGUCAGCCGAGACUGCGAGCUCUACCGUGCUCUCAACAUGCACUACAACAAGGCCAAUGACUUUGAGGUUCCGGAGCGAUUUCUGGAAGUGGCGCAGAUCACGUUACGGGAGUUUUUCAAUGCUAUUGUGGCAGGCAAAGAUGUUGAUCCUUCCUGGAAGAAGGCCAUAUACAAGGUCAUCUGCAAGCUGGACAGUGAUAUCCCAGAGAUAUUUAAAUCUCCAAACUGUCUGCAGGAGCUUCUGCAUGAGUAAUUACUGGUAUUGCCUUGUCCUCAACAACAUCAACACCACCACCCGUCCCCUUCCCAAAUUCUGUAUGAAAAAGUAAAGUAGCAUUUAAUUUUUUUUUUAUUAUUAUUAUAAUUAUUACAGCUACUUUGAUGGCUGUUUGUGCUUCUUUGUCAAAAAAAAAACAAACAAACAAAAAGUCUAAUAGUUUUGACUCCAUUAAUCUUAGUCAGCUCUUUGCUAAAUUUACCACACGAUGGUAAUGGAUUAGAUGGCACCCAAGAAAUCCCUCUGUUUUUUUUUUGGGCCGAUUUUGUUUUCAAGGAUUGUUUUUAUGCCAGGAUGUUUGCAAAUGUGUGAUUAAGAACAUUUUUAGCUGUAUAAAUGUGAUUUAUUAUUUAUGAAUAAUAUAAUUAAUACUAUUAAUGUUAUUAAUGCUUGCAAAAACUCUUGUGGUAUUCUCGUUUCUCAUGGCAUUGCUGAAUAAAUUAUUCUUUGAAUAAAAA
This is a messenger RNA of Silurus meridionalis, 3155 nucleotides long. RefSeq names its product prospero homeobox 1a (gene prox1a). Lineage: Eukaryota; Metazoa; Chordata; Actinopteri; Siluriformes; Siluridae. Gene Ontology annotation, molecular function: DNA-binding transcription factor activity, RNA polymerase II-specific; RNA polymerase II cis-regulatory region sequence-specific DNA binding. The record is from RefSeq and is a predicted model, not a curated record. Gene Ontology annotation, biological process: regulation of transcription by RNA polymerase II. Gene Ontology annotation, cellular component: nucleus.